This is a messenger RNA of Chelmon rostratus (copperband butterflyfish), 2352 nucleotides long. RefSeq names its product ADP-ribosylation factor 2b (gene arf2b). The transcript is spliced from 5 exons. Gene Ontology annotation, biological process: vesicle-mediated transport; intracellular protein transport. The coding region runs from base 121 to 666 and encodes 181 amino acids. Gene Ontology annotation, molecular function: GTP binding; GTPase activity. The record is from RefSeq and is a predicted model, not a curated record. Gene Ontology annotation, cellular component: cytoplasm; plasma membrane. NCBI's taxonomy places the organism in Eukaryota, Metazoa, Chordata, Actinopteri, Chaetodontiformes, Chaetodontidae.
GUUUGAUAGUGGGCAAUGCCCGUACGCCGGUGUCUCCCUGGUUGCGCAAGACGCCAUUUUGGAGUGACAGCGAAAGAUAAGGAAAAGAUCGAGAAGCUGUGUUUCUAAAGCUUUGUCACCAUGGGGAAUGUAUUUGCAAGCUUAUUCAAGGGCCUAUUUGGCAAAAAAGAGAUGAGGAUUCUUAUGGUCGGGCUUGAUGCUGCUGGAAAAACAACCAUCCUAUAUAAACUGAAACUUGGAGAGAUAGUCACCACUAUUCCCACCAUUGGUUUUAAUGUUGAAACUGUAGAAUACAAGAACAUCAGCUUCACAGUGUGGGAUGUGGGCGGUCAGGACAAAAUCAGGCCGCUGUGGCGCCACUACUUCCAGAACACUCAAGGGCUCAUCUUUGUGGUGGACAGCAAUGACAGGGAGAGAGUGAACGAGGCGAGGGAGGAGCUGUCCAGAAUGCUCGCCGAGGACGAGCUCAGAGACGCCGUGCUGCUCGUUUUUGCAAAUAAACAGGAUCUCCCCAACGCUAUGAAUGCUGCAGAGAUCACAGACAAGCUGGGCCUGCACGCCCUCCGCCAGCGCAACUGGUACAUCCAGGCCACCUGCGCCACCAGCGGCGACGGCCUGUACGAGGGCCUGGACUGGCUCUCCAACCAGCUGAAGAACCAGAAAUGAUCCAUUCCACCAGUUUUGAUUUUCGUUUGUUGUUUAUUUUUUCUGUUUCAACACAGCGGCAGCACCGGAUCCAGGCCCCUUCGCUCCCAUCUAACCCAGUUCCAACCCCAGCUCUUUCUUUCAAGAACUUCCUUCAUUCCCCCCCUCCUGCUUUCUCCCCUCGUCAGUACUCUUGGGGCUCUAGCCUGUGCUGCUUGUGUGUGUGCGUGUGGGCGUGCAUGAGCGUGUGUGCGUGUGCGUGCGUGUACCUUGUGUGUUCAGCGAGUGCGUGGGUGUGAAGGCGUCUCUGUGUGUGUUGGCUGGGAUUGGGAGCAACCCUGGCGUGCCUUUUACACACCUCCUGUGGAAUCAGCAGUCUGGUUUUCAAGCCCCUUUCUCCAUCCACCAAGCUCCGCCUCUGCCCCACUCAGCCUGCCCCCACUCCAAGUCUUGCACGGCCCCCUUCUCCCCACCCUUACUCUCCAGAGGAAGCAUGGUUUUCAUACGGCAAAGAAAGAGCAAGGGUGCAAGCCCCCCCCCCCGCAGUAUAUAUCUAUGUUACCUAGAAAUGUUCACCUGAUGUAGACUGAAUGCUAAAUGUUCAUUUUAACCUCUUUUUAAUUUUGAAACCUCAAACCCACCAGUAAGAGAUUCAGUAAAUUGCAUCUUAACCUGUAUCAGGUCGAAGCAAAUCAAAAACAGAAAAGGAAAAAAAAAAAUCGCCCAUCCUCGAUCAUUCUGGUGUCAUUUGAAAAUCAUGCUGUUUGUUUUAUUAUUAUUAUGUUGGAAUAUAACAUAUUAUUUUAGCAAUGGUUCUCCAGUGAACACUACCUUUCUCCCCACUAAGUGAGACCGUGAAGCACAAGGCAAGCCAACAAUCUUAAAAUUCAAUCUGCUUUAAAAUUAGAGUCUGCGAGUAUUAUGCAAUUCUUGUCUUUUCCGAUUGUUUUGGUAUCUGGCGUUUAAUUCCCUGGAUUAAAUUAGAUUUUGGAGAUGACCUUCAGUACAACGAGUCAUUCUGACAGUGUUCCUACUUCACGCAGGUGAAAACAGUUCACAGCCUUCAGCGGUUAACAGACCGGUUCCUGAUGUAUUCACACGCUUCACAGGUUGUUCUUUUAAGAUGUUACAUGUUUUAUUUUUUUCUGUAACUAGUUUUAGCACUUCUAUUUGUACUUUGACUGCUGAACCAAAUGCAUUUUAGCAGUAUGACAAAUCCUGUAUAUGAAAGUAGUGUAUCCUCGAGGGCCUGAACUGAUUUAACUUUUGGCUGAAGAGGUUUUUUCUCACCAAUGGUUGGCAGUUUUAUUUUGAAGUAUGAAAGCAUCCAGUGGUCUAAUUUCGUGCUUGGGAUGAAGGAUUGGCACCAAAUAUGAAGGCUCUUUGACUGUGAACGGUCCAGACAUGAAGACGGGAAACCUAGUUGAGGCUACUACACAUCACAGCGCCGCAUACUUCACGACCGGAAAGACCAACACAACAAGCAGUCUGUCGGGAGCUCGUCAGGAGCUGGAGGACUCGGUGUAGACCUGUUGAGGAGAACGGGCGUGCGGGUAACUGGUCUAGGUUUAGCAGGCGUUCUCAGUGUUGAACCGAGGGGUCAAGCUGGCACUUCUGUCAAGAAUGAUUGUAAAUCUGUAAGUUCCCCUGUAAACUGUUUCCGUGGGGAUUUCCUGAACACAUAAAUAAACAUGAUUUGAUCCAACA